Messenger RNA from Orbicella faveolata, 1455 nucleotides. RefSeq lists its product as uncharacterized. Gene Ontology annotation, biological process: DNA integration. The record is from RefSeq and is a predicted model, not a curated record. NCBI's taxonomy places the organism in Eukaryota, Metazoa, Cnidaria, Anthozoa, Scleractinia, Merulinidae. Gene Ontology annotation, molecular function: nucleic acid binding.
AUGGAGCAAGCUGAAUCUCACAUGAUCAAAGCAGUGCAAGCUAGCUACUUUGAGGAGGAGAUCAAAGCCCUUACUUCGAUCCAGAAAGAAGAAAAUCCCAAAGACACGCCAUCAAAUUCCAAAAGAAAAUCUUCUCUGAAGAGUUGCAGCCCUCUCUUCAAACUUGACCCUUGCGUAGACUGUAGUGGAAUCUCGAGAGUAGGAGGACGUCUAAAGCGUGCAAGCAUGCCAGAUAACGUCAAGUUCCCAGUAGUCCUACCAAGGAAAGGCCACAUCACUGAUCUCGUCAUCAAGCAUUGUCACGACAAAGUGGAGCACCAAGGAAGAGGUAUGACCCUUAGUGAAGUUCACUCCAGGGGAUUUUGGGUCAUCGGUGGUUCUGCAGCAGUAGCCAAGUGCAUCUCCAACUGUGUGACAUGUCGAAAGCUCAGGGGUACAGUUGAGGAGCAGAAGAUGGCCGAAUACCCGCUUGACUGGUCAGAGCCGGCACCGCCCUUCACCUAUAGUGCCGUGGACUAUUUUGGCCCCUGGAUAGUUAAAGAAGGAAGAAGGGACAUGAAGAGAUAUGGCGUUUUAUUUAUGUGUAUGCCUUCUAGAGCUGUACACCUGGAACUUUCUAACUCUCUGGACACGGCAUUCUUCAUCAAUGCGCUCUGCUGUUUCAUAUGCUGCAGAGGACCAGUACGUCAACUAUGGAGCGACCAAGGGAGCAAUUUCAUAGGUGCAAGAAGAGAGCUGAAGGAGGCAUUGGAAGAAUUUGAUGAGGAUCAAAUUAAAAGGGAAUUGCUGGAGGACAACUGCGAUUGGAUCAACUUUAAAAAGAAUGUACCAUCUGCAAGCAACAUGGGAGGAAUUUGGGAGCGCCAAAUUCGCACGGUUUGUGGUGUGUUAGCAGCAAUAUUGGAGAAUAGUACCCAGCUUGAUCACGAAUCCCUGGAGACCUACCUCUGUGAAUGUGAAGCUAUCAACAGUCGUCCACUGACGGUUGACAACUUAAGCGAUCCUAGCUCACAGGAACCACUUACACCAAGCCAUCUCCAUACAAUGAAGUCAAAGGUUCUUCUUCCCCCACCUGGUAUGUUCCAGUCUCCUGACCUCUAUUCAAGAAAACAAUGGAGAAGAGUCCAGCACCUUGCUAAUGAAUUUUGGUGUCGCUGGAGAAAGGAGUUCCUUUUGAGCCUCCAACAGCGUGCUAAGUGGAACCAUCCAAGAAGAAACCUGUCUGUUGGUGACGAGGUGAUAGUGAAAGAUGAUAACCUUCCAAGGAACUGCUGGCAGUUGGCAUGUGUGUCAAAGACAUAUCCCUCUGAAGACGGAUAUAUCCGUUCAGUACAAGUUGAUCUUGGCGACGCCACUCUCCAUGCUGACAGUAAGAGAGAGGGACAUGUCAAACAACUGGACCACCCAGUGAACAAGUUAGUGUUACUGCUUCCUAGUGACACAGAUGCUGUAUGA